Molecule: messenger RNA, 462 nt
Organism: Bufo gargarizans (Asiatic toad)
Lineage: Eukaryota; Metazoa; Chordata; Amphibia; Anura; Bufonidae
Gene: GRP
Product: gastrin releasing peptide
Exons: 3
Coding region: 1-462 (153 amino acids)
Biological process (GO): neuropeptide signaling pathway
Molecular function (GO): neuropeptide hormone activity
Source: RefSeq, a predicted model, not a curated record
AUGGAAGGAGCAUUGAUCUUCUGGAGAUACCGCACCCUCUUCUCCCUCAUUCUCUGCACUUUGGUCCUAUUCAAAGUUCAUUCCCAGGCAGCUCCAUCCCAGCAGCACCAGGACACAGCUCCUCUCUCCAAAAUAUACACCCGGGGCAGCCACUGGGCUGUAGGCCAUUUAAUGGGUAAAAAGAGUAUAGAAGAAUAUCCUUAUAUGUAUGAUGGAGGGGACAGGUCCUCCAUCGCUGGGUAUAUGGAUGGCGAUAAGUCCGUGGAAGGAUCUCAACAAUGGAAAGAUGCUCUUCUUAGCUUAUUGAAGAUGUUGGAGACCAGUGACAUCAGAAAUUCCCAGUCCAUGAGAGAUACAAAGUUAUAUAACAGGAAAUUCUGGGACUCUGAGGACAACAACAACAACUAUAAAGAGGUGUUGGAUUACCUCUACCAGAUGAUGAAGGAGAACGCACAGAGCUGA